CGCCUCCAUCUGAUCUCCCCCGCCCGCUGGAGCGAGGAGCGAGGAGGUGGGGCGGCGGCCAUGGCGGCAAGGGAGGAGCCCCGGAUGGUGACUGGUGCUCUGCUGCAUAAACCUUCGGCGCUUCUCCCAGGCAAGCAACCGUGAUGCGUGGAGCAGCAUUCCCAUGAACAGACUCCAUGAUCCUUAUCUCCCUCCAUUGACCCCGUUCUGAAAUCUCUCCGGUUAGUUGCUCGGGCCAUGCGCUGGAGAAAGGAUCGCUCCUCCCCCUAGCAGUUCGACACACCGAAUCAGCAGGCGGCCUUCGAGCUUCUGAACUCUGAACAUCCUCCCAUUUUCAUGCAGGAUUGUUCAUCCGCCCUGUUCACUCCAUGAGAAUUUGGUGCUCAAUCAUCUCCAGCACCUCCAGGUUGCAGACUGGAUUCAACUUGUGACAUGACACAUGCGGUGUUUCCUAUCCAUUGUCUCAGUUGAGCACUUGUCAUUUGUCAACUGUCAUCGCAAGUGGGACUUCUCAAAGUUUGGUUCUUCCUUUCCUGAAUGAAAAAAACAAAGGAACAAAUUAUUAUCACCAAGUUGGCUGUUAAGAAGCAUAAUAUCGGCUCAGAUCAGCAAUGACGACACAACAUAAAAGCCAGAGAAGACUUUGGCGAAAACGAUGGGAUCGAGCUGUUAGCCAGCAGUCAUGCGUCAUGGUGAUCCUGCUCUUGCCGACUUGCCGUGGCAAUAUAAGUGAAGAUAUGAAACACCACCAGAUUGAGAAUCUAAGAUAGGCUACACAGCAACAUUUCAUCACUGCAUCAAUAAUGGCGUCUGCUGUGACCAGCAGCAGUGACAAUGAGCAGGUCCUCCCUACCAUCGACGCUGACCAAGCACACGCCCUCUUGAGCUCUGGCCAUGGCUAUAUUGAUGUCAGGAUGCAGGAGGACUUUGACAAGGGCCACGCACCGGGUGCUCGCAAUGUUCCCUACUACCUGUCAGUCACGCCACAAGGGAAGGAGAAGAAUCCACGCUUUGUAGAGGAAGUGGCUGCACUCUUUGGGAAGGACGAUGGCUUCAUUGUGGGUUGCAACACGGGGAACAGAUCCAGGUUUGCAACUGCAGAUCUUCUAAACGCGGGGUUCAAGAACGUGAGGAACCUGCAAGGUGGCUACCGCUCCUUUCUCCAGAGUGCAAAUCAGCAGCCAGCUCAACAGCCUUAGGCAUCACCAGUUAAUGCCAGUUCGUGCCUGUCUGUAUUGUUCAUUAUUUGGCUGUCCAUUUCGAAAAGUUUCAGUAAGAGAUCCUGGUGAAAUUCCUGCAUCCACAGGCUGUUGAACUUUGUGAUGUAAUAAACAUUCAUGAAGUAGUGCUCCAAAAAGAAAUGUGAGGCCAGAGGUGAUGCUUGCUAUAUCAAUUUGCGAAUAUAUAUUCUACUGUGGAACAUGUCAUAGUAUAGCAUUACAAGUAAUUGAAGUACGUAAUGACCUUUUUACUACAA
Messenger RNA from Panicum virgatum (switchgrass), 1477 nucleotides. RefSeq names its product thiosulfate sulfurtransferase 16, chloroplastic-like. Gene Ontology annotation, molecular function: catalytic activity. The coding region runs from base 804 to 1199 and encodes 131 amino acids. The record is from RefSeq and is a predicted model, not a curated record. The transcript has 9 exons. Lineage: Eukaryota; Viridiplantae; Streptophyta; Magnoliopsida; Poales; Poaceae.